This is a messenger RNA of Coturnix japonica (Japanese quail), 3906 nucleotides long. RefSeq names its product divergent protein kinase domain 2A (gene DIPK2A). Lineage: Eukaryota; Metazoa; Chordata; Aves; Galliformes; Phasianidae. The record is from RefSeq and is a predicted model, not a curated record. Gene Ontology annotation, cellular component: COPI vesicle coat. Gene Ontology annotation, biological process: cardiac muscle cell proliferation; regulation of phosphatidylinositol 3-kinase/protein kinase B signal transduction.
CCUCCCCUCCCCCGCCCGCCGUCCCUUCAGUAACUUGGCCGCCUUUUAUCGGGCGGGCGGCGAGGCGCGGAGUUUAGUGGUGCCGGAGCCGCGGCGCGGAGGAAAAGGGAGGGCGGCGUUGGGCCCGGCGCGGCCGGGACGAUGCUGCGGCUGGUGUCGCUGAAGUUGGGGCGGCUGUACCGCUACGUGAAGCUGGCGGUGCUGGGCAGCCUGGCGGCGGCGCUGGUGCUGAACACGCACUCGCUGCUGGCCUCGCUGCAGCGCAACGAGCUGGCGGAGCGGCGCUUCCUGCAGCUCAAUAAGUGCCCGGCCUGCUGGGGAACCAGCUGGUGCCGUAAGUUCCUCAACGGGCAGCUGCGCUUGGAGAGCUGGGGCCGCCUGCGUCUCUUCGACUUCUUCAACGUGAAGAACGUGUACUUCGCGCGUUACGGGGAGCCCCGCGAGGGCAGCCGCCGCGUCGUGCUGAAGCGCCUGGGCUCGGCGCAGGAGCUGGCCGACAUCGACGCCAAGAUCUGCCGGCGAGCCACCGGCAGGGGACGCUGCGACCUGCUGCAGGCGCUGCACGCCACCGAGUUCGCCAGCCUGAACGGAGACGUGCGGCUGCUCACCCCCGACGCCGUGGAGGGCUGGUCCGACCUGGUGCACUGCCCCUCGCAGCGCCUGCUCGACCGGCUGGUGCGACGAUACGCCGAGACCAAGGACUCGGGCAGCUUCCUGCUGCGUAACCUGAAGGACUCGGAGCGCAUGCAGCUCCUCAUCACACUCGCCUUCAACCCCGAACCGCUGGUGCUGCAGAGUUUCCCAUCUGAUGAGGGUUGGCCAUUCGCAAAGUACUUAGGAGCGUGUGGAAGAAUGGUGGCUGUCAAUUAUGUUGGAGAAGAGCUAUGGAGUUAUUUUAAUGCACCAUGGGAGAAACGAGUGGAUCUGGCCUGGCAGUUGAUGGAAAUAGCUGAGCAGCUGACAAAUAAUGACUUUGAAUUUGCACUCUACCUCCUUGACGUCAGUUUUGACAACUUUGCAGUUGGACCAAGAGAUGGGAAAGUCAUCAUCGUGGAUGCAGAAAAUGUCCUGGUAGCAGACAAAAGGUUAAUCAGACAGAAUAAACCUGAAAACUGGGAUGUAUGGUAUGAAAGCAAAUUUGAUGACUGUGAUAAAGAAGCUUGUCUGUCCUUCUCAAAAGAGAUUCUUUGUGCUCGUGUCACUGUGGACCACAAUUAUUAUGCUGUUUGUCAGAACCUUUUAUCAAGACAUGCCACAUGGCGUGGCACUUCUGGAGGACUACUUCAUGACCCCCCAGCUGACAUUGCCAAAGAUGGCCGGCUUGAGGCCUUGCUGGAUGAGUGUGCCAACCCAAAGAAGCGAUACGGCAGAUUCCAAGCUGCAAAGGAACUGCGUGAAUACCUUGCACAACUCAGUAACAACGUGAGGUAGUCCACAAUGAAAAUCUUCCACAACACUGGCUAAAACACUAUUGCAGAGACACGUACAGUGAAGUCUUGAACUUGUGUGUUCAAAAGAAAAAAUGAAGAAGUGAAACUAAUUUAUCGGUUUUCUAAAUACCAUGAAGAUUUUGUGGUAUGGUAAUGUUCCUUUGCAAACAGACAAGGUACUCACUGAAUUAAAACUUGAGCUACUAUCGACUCUUCUCCUAAGCUAUUUAAGCAGGAGUAGGUCAAAAAAGACUGUGAUAGCUUCAUUGACAGCUUGUGUGUCAAAGGGUACUUUACAUAAAACUGCAUUAGUAUCACAGUUUUGUGAAACUGAUGUUCUGACUUGGAAAGUCAAGUUAGACUGGCCUGUUUUAAAGGCCUUUCUCCUAACACGGUCUCAUUUUUGUGUUCUGUUUGUUCUUUUUUUUAAACACCCUGAAGUGGAAUUUACUUACAGGUAAAUAUAACUGUCCGUGUUGUUUCAAGUUUAACAGGCUUUCAUGUUAAUGCUGUGCAGUACAUUCCUACUGUGAGUACAGGAUUCCCAUGUUUACUGUCUAAUUUAGAGGGUUUUACACUGUAGUUUACUACGCUUAGAUUUCUUUUUUUAGGGUUACUUUAAACUCAAAUGUCAUUUGAAUUAAUGCUUGUUUGAUGUCUUUUGUUGUUCCACCAUUGGAGAUUUCACUUCAUGUAAUUACUGUAAAAAAUUCUCCUUAAUACCAGUAAAUUCAUGUGACUGUUCUUCAGAAGAUCACAGUAUGAACAGACCUUCAUUUAGCAGAAAUUCUUUGAGAAUGAAGGGAAGACUAAUACAAAAAAACAAUCUGUUAAUUGAAAUUGGGGAUAGAAACUUGACUAUAAAUAGGAAUUUGUUACUCCAGAGUAGUUGAACAAAAACCAAAGAAAAUGGUUUUGUCUGUCCAUUCCUAAACUAAUUAUAAGGGAAAAGUACUACCCUGAAGCUAAUAAUUCUUAAAAUUCAAAACCGUCAUUUGAGUAAAAAAUGUUAGCAAUUUGCUUCACACCAUUACCAACUCUGUUCACUUCAAGUGUAGCAGUUUACUGCGUAUUCGUCUUUUGGAUUACCAGCGAAGUUGAUUAAACAAUAUCCACUGUAGGCACAUUUUCUUGUACUAAGUUUGUCUAUUUCCACUGCAGUUAAAACUGACAAAGUGUGUAAAUCUGAAGUUGUUCUGAUAAAUUAGCCUUGUUUUUUUAUGAAGGCCUCACGUCCUGCUACAAGAUCUUACUUCAAACUCGCUUUUCAGUUUAUUACUUGGUCAUAAUUAUUAUUUUUUACUACUCAAUGCAUCAUUUUCCUGAAGUCAUAUUCAUAAAACACUGCUCUUAAGAAAAUAUAUGCAUGUUACUUCUGGUAACAGUAAUGGAGAAAACUAACAUUUCUUAAAUGUGUGUGUUUCAUGCAAGCUAAAAUUUCUGAGCGAGAUUGUACGUACAGUGAUCUUUCAAGAGCCAAGUCAGUGUGCUGUUCAUACUGCAUCAAAAGACUGAUGGAAAUUGUUGCUUUACCAAAUUGCUGCAAGUGCAGAGUGAGGGAAAUAGCGAGCUCACGGGCCCUUCUUUCUCAAAGCUUACAAAUUGUUCUCAUUGAAAGAUGCAGAAUGCUUCUGGUUUCUUAGAUGACUAUUAAGGGUAUGUUAGCAUUCUAAAUUCUUACUUUAAAUCAUGUCUGCUAAUAUAGUCUCAUUUCCUUCCUAGCUCUUGUCUUAAUCGUUUUCUGAAGUUGAAAGGACCAAUGCAAGUUGUGGUUUUUCAUUUGUCCUUCCCUCAUUUAAAGUCUGUUUUACUCGCUUGCUGUGACGUAAGCUGUCAGAGCAUUCAUAUAAUUUUUCAUCAUAAAAUGCUCUUAUUUGAGGAACCUAGACUAACGGUAGCUACACUACCAGAAAAGCCUUGACUUAUCACUAAAGUUGAUUUUAAUAUUUUUUAAUUUUUAUUAAACCAUCCAUUGUGUUUCCCAGUGAGAGAGUGGGGUUUGACUCUGCAAGUUUUAAAAGAAACAAACACUACCAGCUCUGGUUACUACUUGAGGCAGUUCUGUCACUGCUAGAAUGUCCUGUCAGCUUUGUUUUGGGAUUGAGUUCUGUCAGUAACAAGUCGAUAAAGUAGGUUAUAAAAGGAAUUUGGACCUUAGAGGAGGGAAAAAACAAAACACUACAGGGAAAACAUUGUGGAGAGCAAUAAAUUUUGGUCAGUUUGCACCUAUCAGAUAUUUAUUGUACGAUAACAGUUUAUAUUUUUAGUCAUUGCCCAUUAUUAUUGAUGAGCACGGUGAAAUAUUUUUGAAUGAGGUGUUUGGGGUUUGUAUGUGCAUUACAAUUGUCCUUUUGUACUGUAAGUUACUGUUUGAUUGGAAUAUUUUAUCAAAACUGUUUCCCUGUGCCUUUAUAUUACAAGAAAGUUGUUUCUGCAACUUCUAAUGAUAUUAAUAAAGAAUACUGUAAGAACCUCA